AUGCUCAAGCUGUGGAAGGUGGUACGCCCAGCUCGGCAGCUGGAACUGCACCGCCUCAUACUGCUGCUGAUCGCUUUCAGUCUGGGCUCCAUGGGCUUCCUGGCUUACUACGUAUCCACCAGCCCCAAGGCCAAGGAACCCUUGCCCCUGCCCUUGGGAGACUGCAGCAGUGGUGGGGCAGCUGGCCCUGGCCCUGUACGUCCACCAGUCCCACCACGGCCCCCCAGGCCACCAGAGACAGCUCGAACUGAACCUGUGGUCCUUGUGUUUGUGGAGAGUGCAUACUCACAGCUGGGGCAGGAGAUUGUGGCCAUCUUGGAGUCUAGUCGUUUUCGUUAUAGCACUGAGCUAGCACCCGGCCGAGGGGACAUGCCCACACUGACUGAUCAUACCCGUGGCCGCUAUGUCUUGGUCAUUUAUGAAAACCUGCUCAAGUAUGUCAACCUGGAUGCCUGGAGUCGGGAACUGUUAGACCGGUACUGUGUGGAGUACGGUGUGGGCAUCAUUGGCUUUUUCCGAGCCCAUGAACAUAGCCUACUGAGUGCCCAGCUCAAGGGUUUUCCCCUUUUCCUACACUCAAACUUGGGGCUCCGGGACUACCAAGUGAAUCCUUCUGCCCCCUUACUGCAUCUCACACGCCCCAGCCGCCUGGAACCUGGGCCGCUGCCUGGUGAUGACUGGACCAUCUUCCAAUCCAAUCAUAGCACAUAUGAACCAGUGCUUCUUGCCAGCCUUCGGCCAGCUGAAUCCCCUGUGCCAGGACCAGUGCCUCGCCGGACCCGGCUUCCCACUGUCGUACAAGACCUGGGGCUUCAUGAUGGCAUCCAGCGGGUGCUCUUUGGCCAUGGCCUUUCCUUCUGGCUCCACAAACUUGUUUUUGUUGAUGCUGUUGCAUACCUCACUGGCAAGCGCCUCUGCCUAGACCUUGACCGCUACAUCUUGGUAGACAUUGAUGACAUCUUUGUGGGCAAGGAAGGUACCCGCAUGAAGGUGGCUGAUGUUGAGGCUCUGUUGACCACCCAGAACAAACUCAGGACCUUAGUCCCCAACUUCACUUUCAACUUGGGCUUCUCGGGCAAGUUCUAUCAUACUGGGACAGAGGAGGAAGAUGCAGGGGACGACAUGCUGCUGAAGCACCGCAAAGAGUUCUGGUGGUUCCCCCACAUGUGGAGCCACAUGCAGCCACACCUGUUCCACAAUCGCUCCGUGCUGGCUGACCAGAUGAGGCUCAACAAACAGUUUGCUCUGGAACAUGGGAUUCCCACGGAUCUGGGGUAUGCUGUGGCCCCCCACCACUCGGGUGUAUACCCCAUCCACACGCAACUCUAUGAGGCCUGGAAAUCUGUGUGGGGCAUCCAGGUGACCAGCACUGAGGAAUAUCCCCAUCUCCGCCCUGCCCGCUACCGCCGUGGCUUCAUUCACAAUGGCAUUAUGGUAUUACCACGGCAGACAUGUGGACUCUUCACUCACACAAUCUUCUAUAAUGAAUAUCCUGGAGGCUCUCGUGAACUAGACCGGAGCAUCCGAGGUGGAGAGCUCUUUCUGACAGUGCUGCUUAAUCCGAUCAGCAUUUUUAUGACCCAUCUGUCAAAUUAUGGAAAUGAUCGGCUGGGCCUGUAUACCUUUGAGAGCCUGGUGCGUUUCCUUCAAUGCUGGACACGGCUGCGCCUACAGACCCUUCCUCCUGUCCCUCUUGCACGAAAGUACUUUGAACUGUUCCCUCAAGAGCGAAGCCCCCUUUGGCAGAAUCCCUGUGAUGACAAGAGGCACAAAGAUAUCUGGUCCAAGGAGAAAACCUGUGAUCGGCUACCCAAGUUCUUGAUUGUGGGACCCCAGAAAACAGGGACCACAGCUAUUCACUUCUUCCUGAGCCUGCACCCAGCUGUGACUAGCAGCUUCCCUAGCCCCAGCACCUUUGAGGAGAUUCAGUUCUUCAACGGCCCUAAUUACCACAAGGGUAUUGAUUGGUACAUGGACUUCUUCCCUGUCCCUUCCAAUGCCAGCACUGACUUUCUCUUUGAAAAAAGUGCCACCUACUUUGACUCAGAGGUUGUACCACGUCGGGGGGCUGCCCUUCUGCCACGAGCCAAGAUCAUCACUGUGCUCACCAACCCUGCUGACAGGGCCUACUCCUGGUAUCAGCACCAGCGAGCACAUGGAGACCCAGCUGCUCUGAAUUAUACUUUCUACCAGGUGAUUUCAGCCUCCUCUCAGGCCCCUCUGGCACUUCGCUCCCUGCAGAACCGCUGUCUUGUCCCUGGCUACUAUUCCACCCAUCUGCAGCGCUGGCUGACUUACUACCCCUCUGGACAGUUGCUGAUUGUGGAUGGGCAAGAGCUGCGUACCAACCCAGCUGCCUCAAUGGAGAGCAUCCAGAAGUUCCUGGGUAUCACACCCUUUCUGAACUACACACGGACCCUCAGGUUUGAUGAAGAUAAGGGAUUCUGGUGCCAGGGACUUGAAGGUGGGAAGACUCGUUGUCUGGGCAAAAGCAAAGGCCGGAGGUAUCCGGAUAUGGACACUGAGUCCCGCCUUUUUCUUAUGGAUUUUUUCCGGAACCACAAUUUGGAUCUGUCGAAGCUGCUAAGCCGGCUUGGACAGCCAGUGCCCUCAUGGCUUCGGGAAGAACUGCAACAUUCCAGUCUGGGCUGA
Puma concolor (puma) is the source of this 2652-nucleotide messenger RNA. It is a transcript of the gene NDST2, whose product is annotated as N-deacetylase and N-sulfotransferase 2. Gene Ontology annotation, molecular function: deacetylase activity; heparan sulfate N-sulfotransferase activity; hydrolase activity. Gene Ontology annotation, cellular component: Golgi apparatus. Lineage: Eukaryota; Metazoa; Chordata; Mammalia; Carnivora; Felidae. The record is from RefSeq and is a predicted model, not a curated record.